AUGGAGUUAGGAACGAACUUUGCUGCAAAGCUCGAGCCAUUUCUUCUCAUCUCAAAGUCAGCCAAGGGUGCAGCAGCAGCGAAACUUAUUCAGGAUGCCACUUCAGCUCAAGGCGUGUUUGUCUUUGCCGAGCUCCUUGAGCUCCCUAAUAUUCAGGAGCUGGCAAACAACGAGCAGCAUGCUCCUUUCUUCUCCCUGCUGCAGGUAUUCUCGUAUCGGACGUACAAAGAUUACCUUGCAAACAAGGACUCGCUGCCUCAACUAAACCAAGCUCAAAUAAUCAAGCUUAAGCACCUGUCUAUCGUAUCGCUUGCCGCCAGCAGACGCAUUCUCCCAUACUCUCUCCUCCUACAAGAGCUACAAAUGCCCACGAUCCGCGAUCUUGAAGAUCUCAUAAUUGAUGCGAUAUAUCUCGACAUCCUCCGCGGGAAGCUCGACCAGAAGGAGCAGCAACUUGAGAUUGAGUACACGAUGGGACGAGAUCUCGAGCCUGGAAAGGCAGACGCAGUGCUUGCGGCCCUAAAGACAUGGGCUUCGACAACCGCUUCUGUCCUUUCCGCAUUAGAUAAUAAGCUCGCCCAGAUAGCUUCUUACAGUGCGGCUGUUGCAGUGGAUAAUGAAGAGCACGAUAGGGCAUAUAAUGCUAUCCUCAAAGAUGUGUCCAAGGACACGAAAAAGCGAGGACCAUUGACGGCUAGUGGGAAUAUCAUGCGAGGUGGCGUCGAUUUGGCAGAUGCGAUGGAUGUUGACGAAGAGCCGAGAAUGAAAGGACGGAAGUAA
Messenger RNA from Suillus subaureus, 780 nucleotides. RefSeq lists its product as uncharacterized. Lineage: Eukaryota; Fungi; Basidiomycota; Agaricomycetes; Boletales; Suillaceae. The transcript has 5 exons. Gene Ontology annotation, cellular component: COP9 signalosome. Bases 1 to 780 code for a protein of 259 amino acids. The record is from RefSeq and is a predicted model, not a curated record.